Sipha flava (yellow sugarcane aphid) is the source of this 2124-nucleotide messenger RNA. RefSeq names its product cilia- and flagella-associated protein 52-like. The coding region runs from base 1 to 2124 and encodes 707 amino acids. Gene Ontology annotation, molecular function: protein binding. Gene Ontology annotation, biological process: cilium assembly. The transcript is spliced from 4 exons. NCBI's taxonomy places the organism in Eukaryota, Metazoa, Arthropoda, Insecta, Hemiptera, Aphididae. The record is from RefSeq and is a predicted model, not a curated record.
AUGGACGACGGGUCGCAGGAACCACAGGAACUGGAACUGGUGUCACUGAUCGGGUUCGACGGGAAUCCGUCAAACGGGUUGGUACUGCACCCGGACGGCGUGCACCUGGUGUACGGGCUCGGCAACACGGUCACCGUGUACCACUGGUCCACGAGGAAGCAGCGGUUCUUCAGGGGCCACGACAGCACCGUGUCCUCGAUCGCGGUGUCCAAGUCGGGCAAGUACGUGGGCGCGGGUUACGUCUUGUCGCUGGUGUACAUAUGGGACUUCGGCACGGGCAACGUGGUCGCGUCGUACACGGCGCACGUGCAACGCGUGCAGUCGAUCUCGUUCACGUGCUGCGAUGACUACCUGGUGUCGCUGGGCGGCCAGGACGACGGGUCCGUGGUCGCGUACGACAUCGCCAAGGGUGACGUUCUGUGCAUCGACCCGUCCGUGGGCCCGGCGAUCAACAAGCCAUCGGUGCUGAGGACGCUGCACAUGCACAACGAUUACUUUUUGAACGCGGGCGAGAACAUACUGCGGCUGUGGACGGUGGACAAGGAGCACCGGUGCUUACAGCGCGCGGACGCGUCGCUGGCCAAGAUCAGACGGUUGAUCCUGUGUGCGGAUAUCGACCGCGCGGACGAGCACGCGUACUGCGGCACCAGCACCGGAGACGUGCUCAAGGUCAAACUGCACAUCCCGCGCGAUGCGACGGACAGCUGCCCUACGGCCUCGCCCACGUUGGCCGAAUGCUUCGCGAAGCACCCGGACGGCAAGAAACGCGGCGUCGCGGUCGAGCUGUACAGCAAGGGCGUCACGGCGCUGUACCUGAUCGCGGACGGCACCGAGAUGGUGGUGGGCACGGGCGCCGGCACGCUGUUUGCCGUCGGGUUCCGUGACUUCGCGGUGACGCGCGUGUUCACGUGCCACACGUCCGUGGUGCACGACUUGGCGUUCCCGCGCGACUACCCCCGCGUGUUCGCCACCACCAGCCGGGAAGACGUGCGCGUGUGGUCUGUGGACACGCUGCAGGAGCUGCUCCGCGUCACCGUCCGGAACCACACGUGCUCCAAAGUGGUGUUCGCGCCGGACGGCACACAGAUCGUGACCGCGUGGUGCGACGGCCGUAUCAGGUCGUUCGCACCCGAGACCGGCCGGCCGCUGUACACCAUCGAGAACUGUCACAACGAUGGCGUGUCCGUCGUCGCCGUGCACCUGGACGGCCAGAGGCUGCUGAGCGGCGGCGGUGACGGCCGCGUGUGCGUGUGGCUGGUCGAAAACGGCAUCACCGCGCUGGUGGCCGUGCUCAAGGACCACAAGGGCAAGGUGAGCGCGAUCGCGGUGCACCGGCGCGGCGACCGCAUCCUCUCGUCCAGCGUGGACGGUACGUGCGUCAUAUGGGACAUAACCCGGUACGUGCGGCUGUCCACCAUCUUCUCCAACACCGUGCUCACCGACGUCCAGUAUCAUCCCAACGACUUGGAGAUCAUCAUGUGCGGCACCAACGGUUACAUCGGGUACUGGGACGCCAUCGACGGUUCGCCCAUCAGCAAGAUCGAAACGUUCUCCGGGUCCUCGCUCAACUCUUUGGACGUCACGCCCGCCGGAAACUACUUCGUGACCGGCAGCGUGGACCAGGUGGUGGAGGUCUGGCUGUACAAAGAAGGCAGGACCACGCACGUCGGGAGGGGGCACGCGGGCGCCGUGACCAACGUGAGGAUCAGUCCGGACUGCAAGUACGUGGUGAGCACGAGCACGGACGGCGGCAUAUUCCUGUGGCGGUUCCCGUACGGGGCCGAGACCGAACCGCCGUCGGACCGGGACAGCGUGAACAGCGGUCCGUCGGCGAGCAGCUUACGGGAACAGCAGACGGCCCGUGCGAGGCAGCUGUCGCAGAAGAAGAAGUUACCUGCGCGCAAGGAGAACAUCAAGGUCAUAUCGAAAACGCAAAACGUCCUGGCGGACGCGACCGGCAACAGCGGCGACGGUAACGCGAAGGCGACGGACGCGGACAGCGGCGGCUCGGUGAAGUGCCUGUGCCCGCGCGGUACGACGUGCUCGUGCAACGGCGACAUCGGGUCCAGGAACAGCAGCACCGGCAUCAGUUGGAACAGCAAACACUCCGACCGGUUCUCGUGA